AUCUCCCAUGUGACGCGCCACGUGACGAGCGACCAGCAAAGGAGGAAGUGCAGCGAGAAAACGAACCGAUGUGAGAUUUUAAACGUUCAGAAACUAACUAUGCGCGGUUUGUGUAACGGAACAUACAGUUUAAUAAAGCUGUGGACAAUCUGGGUGUCUCUCUUCAUUAACCAUGUGUCCGCCGGUAAAAUGAAGAUAGUCGAGGAGCCAAACACAUUUGGCUUGAACAAUCAUUUUCUGGCCCAAGGAAGCAGACUUCAACCCAAAGUGACCCCUUCUCCAGUGGCUGGCCCACUGCAUUUCCAUGGGCUCGCUGGAAAGUGCUUCAGUCUCACAGAGUCGACGUAUAAAUAUGAAUUCUGUCCAUUUCACAACGUCACCCAGCACGAGCAGACCUUCAGGUGGAAUGCCUAUAGUGGAAUACUGGGGAUCUGGCACGAGUGGGAAAUGGCAAACAACACUUUUACAGGAAUGUGGAUGAGAAACGGGGACACUUGUGGAACCAGAAACAGAGAAACACAGGUGGUUUUCGUCUGCAGUGCAAGUAGCAAGCUUGCUCAAGUCUCAGAGCCGAGUACUUGUGUUUACCUGCUGACCUUUGAGACACCGCUUGUUUGCCAUCCACAUUCUCUUUUAGUGUAUCCAACACUGACUGAGAAACUGCAGCGGGAGUGGGAUGAAACUGAGCAGGCUCGGUACGAAGGUCUCAUUACUGAGCAGGGUUAUAACAAUCUUUUGAGGGACAUUUUUGAAAAUGCUGGUCUCCUGAAAAGCCACAAAGUGAAGGUCAAGCUGCCAGAGGCUGCAGCCAAUUCAGACACGCACAACUCCUUACAGAAAUGCACUGAGGACUUUGAAAAACAGAGAGAAGAGAUGGAGCGACUGCGUGCUCUCCUCACUCUACACAACAUUCCCUUUGAUUCUGAGUCAAAUGAAGCAAAAGCCACAGUGAGUGUGACAGUUAAGGAUCAACAACUAAGAGGAGACCACGGCCCCAUCGACCUGCAGUAAAAUCAUCACCUGGAGCAAGUUGUGGCUUCGUGGCAUUUACAAGCACCCGGCUGGAUUUUAUUGAGCGGCAGAGACACUAUGACUAUUGCUGUCACCGGUGACGGCACUAAAGGUUUAUUUAAAUAAGUGACUCUAUGAAAAGAAACAAACUCAUAUGGACCACAAACUUGUCAUAUUUUUUACACUCUUGCAAAACUCAAAUUCUGUAAAUAAAUGUUUUUUAAAAAUAUAUAUUUAAGGCUAAACACUUCAGCAACAUUGCAAAUUUAACAAGGGAAGAGUGAGUCCCUUUAAAAACUAUUACAGUUGAAAACAUAUUCAGAUUAUAGUGAAUGAGUAAGUCUUCUCACCCCACUCCAUUGUUUGUUUGUAAGCAUGAUAACACAAAAACAAGUAAAUAGAUUUUCACAAACUUGGUGGAAAAGUGUGAUAUGGGUCAGGGAAGAAGCCAUUCAAUUUUAGGAUGGAUCUGGAUUAGGGUCAGAUCUAGGAUUUCCCCCCAACUUUCUUGAACAUUGUAAGACAGGAGGUUUUAUAACAUUCCCACUAUUUCCCCAGGGAAUAAUGCAAGGAUCUUUAGGGAGCUGAUCUCUGAGUUUGUGUGUAAUUUGGUGAAGCUUGAUUGAGUUUGAGUGGACUGUUGGUCUUUGGAAGCGAUAAGCACUGCACUGAGUGCCAGUCUAGUUUAUAUAUGUGGCUGGAUAAAGUGGGAGAAAAGCAUUUCAAUGUCAAUCGUACUGUAUUUGGGUGUAAUGUUAUACAUUUAGAAAAGGUUUUACAUCAUUGGAAAAAAAAUAACAAACCUCAAAUGCACAAACUUUGAACAGGAACUACAGGCACAGAUUUUUAGUUACAGGAGAUUUGUAAAAACAUAACAUGCUCAUUAUGUUUAUACCAAGUGUGUGUAAGAAGUUACUCUCAUCAGUGGGAGUCUCAGCAUGCAAAAACAUGUCUUGACUACCAACAUUCCUGAGACAAUAACUCCUGAGGUUUCUCAGCUUUUUGUUUCAUCCUCUGUGGUUUACACCUGUACGCACUCGUGAAACUGAAAAACAAUAAACUUUGGCCCCCCAGGGUAUAAUUGUACUUUAAGUACUUAACUUGAA
This is a messenger RNA of Hippoglossus stenolepis (Pacific halibut), 2117 nucleotides long. It is a transcript of the gene gnptg, whose product is annotated as N-acetylglucosamine-1-phosphate transferase subunit gamma. The record is from RefSeq and is a predicted model, not a curated record. Gene Ontology annotation, cellular component: Golgi apparatus. The transcript is spliced from 11 exons. NCBI's taxonomy places the organism in Eukaryota, Metazoa, Chordata, Actinopteri, Pleuronectiformes, Pleuronectidae. Bases 100 to 1011 code for a protein of 303 amino acids.